AUGAGCGCAGCGUUAUCCCACGACCUAGAACUCCAGCGCGACGAGGACGAUGACCACCGUGAUCGUGAAUCCAAACGCACGAGUAAUGAGCACGUGAUAAUGGGAGCCACUCCCUUCACGGAGAAAAUCUUAAGGGCGAAACUCCCCAAGGGUUUCGACAAACACACGAACAUGAAGUACGACGGAACCAAGGACCCCCAGGAACACCUAAGGGCCUUCGAGGCCAAGAUGAAUCUGGAAGGAUCCACAGAUGCGGUCCGAUGCAGGGUCUUUCCGGUAACCCUAGCUGGACCCGCAAUCAAAUGGUUUAAUGCCCUCCCCAACGGGUCUAUAACCACCUUCCACAAUAUCUUGAGGAAGUUUAUGGCCCAAUUCACCACUAGAAUAACAGAAGCCAAACACCCCAUUAGCUUGUUGGGAGUCACUCAAAGACAAGACGAAUCUACGAGAGAGUACCUCGACCGGUUCAACGAUGAGUGCCUGACGGUUGACGGACUCAUGGAUUCAGUCGCGAGCCUCUGCCUAACCAACGGGCUCAUGAAUGAAGACUUCCGGAAACACCUCACCACCAAACCAAUCUGGACUAUGCACGAGAUUCAGAGCGUCGCGAAGGAAUAUAUAAACGACGAAGAGGUAAGCUAG
Arachis duranensis is the source of this 642-nucleotide messenger RNA. RefSeq lists its product as uncharacterized. The coding region runs from base 1 to 642 and encodes 213 amino acids. Lineage: Eukaryota; Viridiplantae; Streptophyta; Magnoliopsida; Fabales; Fabaceae. The record is from RefSeq and is a predicted model, not a curated record. The transcript has a single exon.